Anoplopoma fimbria (sablefish) is the source of this 2345-nucleotide messenger RNA. RefSeq names its product peroxisomal succinyl-coenzyme A thioesterase-like. NCBI's taxonomy places the organism in Eukaryota, Metazoa, Chordata, Actinopteri, Perciformes, Anoplopomatidae. Gene Ontology annotation, molecular function: fatty acyl-CoA hydrolase activity. Gene Ontology annotation, biological process: fatty acid metabolic process; acyl-CoA metabolic process. The record is from RefSeq and is a predicted model, not a curated record.
CUUCAAACGAGAAGUGCUCACACAGUGUUUGUCUGCAGAGUUUCACACCAGCUGACAAGAAGACAACAGCUCUGAGGAUGGACAGGAAGCGUACUUGUGUGAAGCUGUCGGUCCAGCCGUCCAGAGGGCUCAUGGACGAGAAGUUUAUCGUCCUAGUCGAGAACGUCUUCCCGGGUUUCCAGCUGACCGUCUACACCCUCUACCAGUGUGAAGGCGGACACAGCUGGGAGGCGUUCGCUCACUACACCGCCAACGCCAGCGGGACUGUGAACGUUUCCGAGGAUCCCAGUCUGGGCGGGACUUAUUCUGGGGUUGAACAGAUGGGUCUAAUGUGGAGCCUCAGACCAGUUCCAGGCAGCAAACCAGGGCUCAGGAUGAGGAAGAUGAACGUCCAGACUCCCAUGGAGGUCAAAAUCUUGGUGUACCCGGGUCACCUGACUGAGGGCUUCGUGGACAAGGUGCCGCUGGCCGGUGUGGUGGUGGAGCGCUGGUACAUGGCGCCCGGCGUCCGCAGGAUCCCGAUUACAGAGGCCGGACUCACUGCGACCCUCUUCCUCCCCUCAGGACCCGGACUUCCCGGCCUCCUGGACCUGUGGGGGGGUGGAGGACAGCUGGUGGAGUACCGCGCAGCGCUGCUGGCCUCCCACGGCAUCGCCUCCAUGGCCCUCGACUACCUGACACCUAAAAUUACCAAGGAAACCGGGAAGAUGGUGGACAACGAGUACUUUGAGACGGCCUACAGAGUCUUGGAGCAGCAUCCUCAGAUCCUCGGCAGCAGGAUCGCCAUGUUGGGCCUUUCCUUCGGCACCAGUGUCACCCUCAAAAUGGCCGUUUACUCCCAAGUUUUUAAGCUCAGGUGUGCAGUGUGUAUUAGUGGGAGUCAUGUGCAGCCGGUCGACGGAUCUGUGGAACAAAUGCUGACUUUCUUUCAUCAAAAUGCUGAGAAGACUCGAUUCAACGAGGAGAACCAAGUGAUCUGGCGAGAUCUGCUGCUGCCCAUCCCCACCGACCCCUCGCUGAAAGUGGACGUGGGACGACUCCAGUGUCCUCUGCUGCUGGUUGUGGGGGAGGACGAUCAGAACUGGCCCGCCUACGAGUCUGCAAUGGACAUAAAGGAGAUGGUGCAGCGGGCGGGGAACGAUCACCUGCUGACCGUCCUGUCGUACCCGAACGCCGGUCACCUGAUUGAACCUCCGUUCACGCCGUUCGCCCGAGCCAGCACCUUCAGAACAGUCUCCGCCAAAUCUCAGACACUGAUCGCUCUGUGGGGCGGAGAGCUGGUGGCACAUUCUCGCGCUCAGGAAGACUCCUGGAGGAAGACGCUGGUCUUUCUGAAGGAGAAUCUGUUCGGCGGCUCAAGCCCUGGUGCAACUUCAUUUUCCAACCUGUAACCAAGGCAACAUCUAUACGUCGGGGAAGGACUGCUAAGGGAGCCUCAGGUUCAGGAAGUAGAAGUCAUGUUUAUUUAUCCCCUUAGAGAAUAUCACAUGACUCACGUUUCAGGCUUUGAUUGAUACGAAAUGUUCCAAAAGAUGAAUAACUAUAUAAGAUAAUAUCCGGUAAUAAUAUUAGAGUUUAUUUAUAUAUCACUUAUCAGAAUCAUAGAUUACAAAGUGAUUUAAAAAGGAAAAUGUAUUUCAUACAUAGACUCAAGUUUACAAGUUUGGAAUCGCUGCUAUAUUGAUGUUUCUUUUCUUUCCUUAUUAAUUACUCUUUUAACAGAGAUAAAAACAAUAUAAUUUAGACGACAAAUGUUGUACUUGUUGAACUUUAAUUAUGGUUUACUCUUAAGUGGUUUGAACUCUGAUUUGUUCAGCUGAUAUUCCAGUAGAGCUAACUCUAGACUAACUUUCUGUUUCUAUUAUGAAGUUUGAAGAAGAGCCUUUGAUGAAGCAACACCUUGUCUGUUAAUUCCAGCUCGUUAUCUGCUGCUUUAUUGUGAAAGACCUGACCUUGAAACAGGAAGUUGUUCCUGUUUAAAUCUAAGCUUUUAGUUUUAAUUUCUUCUCUUCUUAUACAACUGUAGCUCAGAGGGAUCUUUGUCUCUUUCAGUUGUCAUUGUGUUUGAACCAUCGUUCAGCGUUUUGCCCUCCAUCUACUCAAAUAAAUAACAUCUAUUAGUAAAGAGGACUUUGUAAAACCAUGAAAAAACAUUCAGAUAUAUGAGGAGUUCUCUUAGAAGAAGCAUCAAAUUAAAACAAUACACUAAGAUACAUAAGAUCUAGUCCCAUAUUAAUCAAACUCUGACGGGCUCAACUUGAGUCGAGCUUUAUGCAGCUGCUUGACGGAUCCAUUAUCUGUUUGGAGACCAUUAACAACCAUGAGCACAUUUAGUUAAAAUGUGG